This is a messenger RNA of Arachis duranensis, 2602 nucleotides long. Its product is annotated as proline-rich receptor-like protein kinase PERK2. Lineage: Eukaryota; Viridiplantae; Streptophyta; Magnoliopsida; Fabales; Fabaceae. The transcript has 8 exons. Gene Ontology annotation, molecular function: protein kinase activity; ATP binding. The record is from RefSeq and is a predicted model, not a curated record. Bases 324 to 2414 code for a protein of 696 amino acids. Gene Ontology annotation, biological process: protein phosphorylation.
AAAGCUAGCUAGUUGUAUAGCCUCUCACAUGCAAUGGAAUUGCACCACCAAGAAAAGCACCUCCUAUUCGUUAGUUAGUUGGACUGCACUUCACUUCUUCACUUCACUCCCUAAUCAAAUUGCAUUCCACCCCCUCACACUUUUCACUUUUUCAACUGCAAAUCCCUCUUUGGAACACAUAGCAUUACUUGCUUUCCUUCAAGACCAUGCAUUUUCAGUUCUUAAACUUUACUACUUAGAACCUUCUUUCUUUUCUUCUUUUUCUUUUUCUUUCUUUUUCUUUUCUUUUCUUUAAAGAAAAUUAAAAUAGAAAAAUAAAUAAAAUGUUUUCAGUUGCACCUUUGACUCCGGCAAGUUCACCGGUAAUGGCUCCGCCGUCUCCGCCGCUGAUUGACAUUACUCCUCCCCCAUCGCCAUUGCUGCUCCAACCUACAGCAGCGCCACCACCAUUUCCUUCUCCUCCAUCACCGCCGUUAGUGCUUCCAAUGCCUACAGCACCACCACUUACCUCGCCGCCGAUCACUUCUCCGCCGGAGGUGGUGUCUCUGCCUACAAACUCCCCGCCUCCGGUUACUCAAGUCCCGCCGGCGAUUUCCUCGUCGCCGCCUCCGCCGGAAAUUCCAAUCGUCGCUGCUUCACCGUCGACUCCGAUUACAUCGAACGAGAAUCCAAUUCCAGCAACGCAGUCUCCUCCGAAUACGGCGUUGCCGGCGGCAGCAUCUCCUCCGGUUCCGGCGACGCCGCUUCCUUCGUCUCCGCCAUCUCUGAUUCCGCCGUCGGUUACUUUUCCGUCAAAUUCGUUACCACCAUUGCCGCUGCUUCACCGGAAAGUUUCGCCGGCGCUUCCAGUUCCGACAGCCACUUCACCACCACCACAGAGAUUUUGGCCUCUGGCGCCGGAAGCAGCAGCAACCUCUCCGCUGCUGCCACAGCCACCGGCGACCGUUUACCCUUUCACGGAACCUACAUUGCCAUCAACUCCAGAGGCAACGCCGGCGCAGCCACCGUCGAGUCGAAGCUUGCCGCUUGCGGUGGACGUUGAUAAACACUCAGGGUUCGAAGUGCCAAGUGGAUUCAUAAUUGAGGGAAUUGUAAUUGGUGGUAUCGUUAUUGGGUUUGUUGUAGCACUUAUGUUACUUUUGUUCAGGAAUAGAAAGAAAAAGCAGCAGCAGCAGCAGAAGAAUCUGCAUACACAUCAAUCUGAGGAAUCAUCACCUUGUGUUGGAGCUAAGAAGUCAGAAUCAGGUUCUCAUGUCAUCAAAGUGCUGCCAAAUCCAUCAAAGCUAACAGAGGGAGGUGGAGAUUUCGGCCCUGUGAAUGGCAUUUUCACAUAUGAUGAGCUAGUAGCAGCCACUAAGAGUUUCUCUGAAGCCAACCUUCUUGGGGAAGGUGGAUUUGGUUAUGUAUAUAAAGGAAUUCUUCCAAGUGGAAAGGAAAUUGCAGUUAAACAGUUGAAAUCAGGAAGCCAGCAAGGAGAGCGAGAAUUUCAGGCCGAGGUUGAGACCAUUAGCCGGGUGCAUCACAAGCAUCUUGUUGAGUUGGUUGGAUACUGCGUUACCAUGUCUGAAAGAAUGCUUGUUUAUGAAUUUGUUCCAAAUAACACAUUGGAAUUCCAUUUACAUGGGGAAGGGAAGCCCGUUGUACGGUGGGAGAAGAGAAUUAAGAUUGCCCUGGGAUCUGCAAAAGGGCUCGCAUAUCUACAUGAAGAUUGUAAUCCAGCAAUCAUUCACCGUGAUAUUAAAGCAUCUAACAUCCUUCUGGACUUCAAUUUUGAAGCAAAGGUUUCUGACUUCGGCCUAGCAAAGAUCUUCCCCAACAACGCUGAUGGUUGCAUCACUCACCUCACCACCCGAGUCGUGGGAACCUUUGGGUAUCUGGCUCCAGAAUAUGCAUCAAGUGGUAAACUAACAGAUAAAUCAGAUGUAUAUUCCUAUGGAGUGAUGCUUUUAGAACUCUUAACUGGACGUCCAGCAAUCAGUACAGAAGGAUCAAGAAACGUGAGCUUGGUUGAUUGGGCUAGGCCCUUGCUUGCGCAAGUGCUAGAAGAUGGUGAUAUCAGUGAUCUUGUUGAUCCAAGGUUGCAGAAUAAUUAUAAAGCUGAUGAGAUGACUAGAAUGAUUACCUGCGCAGCCGCCUGCGUGCGCCAUUCAGCCAGCCUUCGACCCCGUAUGAGCCAAAUUGCAGGUGCCUUAGAAGGAUUGGUUUCUCUGUCGGAUCUUGUAGGCGACAUUACGCCGGGGCAUACCAGAAUAUACAGUUGGCCAGAGAGUUCAACUUAUGAUGCCUGCCAAUACCAACAGGACUUGAGAGACUUCAAUUUGGGAUUAUCAUCUCAACAGUGCAGCUCAAGUGUGCAUAGUGAAAUGACUAGUGCUUAUGGUCUUUGCCUAUCUGACUCAAGUAGUGAAGGUUAACAACCAAGUCAAAAACUGUGAUAAUACUUCAGAGAUGGGGCAUUGACAGCAUUGUGUUGUGUUGUAAAAGAAGAAACAAACUCAUUUUAUGUUCAUUAUGUAAAGAAUGGUGUUUCCUAGAGUAGAAGACGAAUUCUUAAUGUUUCAAUUUUUUUUUUAUCAACUCUAUCACAAUAUUGCUUAGCUUA